Messenger RNA from Anopheles merus, 3643 nucleotides. RefSeq lists its product as uncharacterized. The record is from RefSeq and is a predicted model, not a curated record. NCBI's taxonomy places the organism in Eukaryota, Metazoa, Arthropoda, Insecta, Diptera, Culicidae. The transcript is spliced from 2 exons. Bases 668 to 2584 code for a protein of 638 amino acids. Gene Ontology annotation, biological process: cell surface receptor protein tyrosine kinase signaling pathway; positive regulation of MAPK cascade. Gene Ontology annotation, cellular component: cytoplasm.
UGUGUGUGUGCGAAGAGUUGUGCUGUUGCGUCUGUUUAUGCGUGUGUAGUUGUGUGGCUAUGUGUGUUUGAUGUAAAGGGUGUGUAUGGGCGGGGGUGGUCGAGGGAGCUGCGCGCGCGCUCGCGCGUGUGUGUGUGUGAGAGAGAUAGAAAAACACAUUAGAAAUAGAAGAAGGAUCUGAGAAAGUUUUGUCACUGGACGGGUGCGCUGGAUGGAUGGGGGUCGCACAGCCAGCAGUAUAGCCAACGCGAAAACCCAAAGGGAAGCGAAAACGAGCGAGCGCACGCCCAAGGCAAGGCACGCAGAGGCUUGCAGAGGGGCAGACAAUCGGUCCCAGUGCGCACACGGAUUAGCAGCGAUCAUUGUGUGGCCCACGGCGCCACGGGCACUGUCUUUGAGGGGCCAUUAGGGGCCUAGUAGCCCUGUCUGUCGCUCCGGACCCGAAACCCGUGUUGGAGCUGUUUUUGGUUGGUGUUUUUUCUUCUUUCGCUUCAACCCUACCACCCCCGCAUUCAGCCCUCCCUCCGCUGGCAUCCCUUUUGUGAGUGUGGUAAAGUGCACGCGGAGGGCGGGAGGGGCGGGUCCACAUGGUUUCCUCCUGAGACGGGCGGGUGCGCAACAACAACAACAACAACGACGACGACGGUCACACGGACGCACGCGCACGAUGGACGAGGAGGAAAGCCCGUUCCUGUCCGGAUAUCUUACCGUCAAGUCGCAGAGUGGCUUUUCAUGGCGUGUCACCAAAAAGGUCAAAUACUGUCAGCUGUUCAAGGCGAGCCGCCACGGGAUCGAGCGGCUUGAGAUUAGCGACGGCGAGCACGACAAAACCCGCCGGAUCGUGACGCUCGAGAACUGCGUCAAGAUAGUGCUGGACCAACCGCCCCAGAACACAAUCAACAUCGUCUCGAAGACGGGCCAGAUACAGCUGUACUCGCCGGACGAGGCGCUCGCCCGCCAGUGGACGAACGCGCUGCAGAUCGUCGCGUUCCGGGACAAGUCCGGCCAGGCGGCGCCGCCGCCCCCGCCCCGCCCGAACACGAUCGAGGAGGACAACGACCUCUACUGCUCGUCGUACAGCGAGGGCAUCUACACGGUGACGCUCAUCCCGACCGACGCCUCGAUCAAGAACGGGCUCGAGCCGACGAUGUACACGCUCGAGCUCGGGCAGACCGACAUGCGGCUGAAGUGCUACGAGGACGAGAGCGUCACGGUGGCGGUGUGGCCGUACCGCUACAUCCGCAAGUACGGCUACCGGGAGGGCAAGUUUACGUUCGAGGCGGGCCGGAAGUGCAACACCGGCGAGGGCACGUUCAAGCUGGACAACGCGAACCCGCAGGACAUCUUCCGCUGCAUGCUGACCAAGAUGAAGUCGAUGAAGCGGUUCAUCUCGUCCUCGUCCGAGGCGGAGGCGCACGCGCUCAGCAGCCAGCUGUGCGCGGCGCUCGCGAUGGAGCCGGGCUCGCGCAGCCCGCUGCCAGGCGUGCACUGCGACGAGAAUAUGGCCGCCCAUCUGUCCUCGAUCGAGCUGCUGCACGAGAUGUCGGCGCCGGGCGGCUGCUCGAUCGGUGCGAUCGCGCACCUCAAAAGCAUCCCGACCAAGCCGCCGCGCAAGCAGCCGGGCGGUGGUGGCGCCCCCGUCGUCGAGCUGCCCGAUCCAAAGCAUGCGAACGUGUCGACGGUGUUUAUCAAGAGCAAUGGGCAUACUAACAAUAACAAUAACAAUAACUACAAUCAUAGCAACAGUAACAGCGGCAGCAAUAGUGGCGGAACGACCCCGACCGGGCCGAUCCGCACCGUAACGCUCGGCACCGCGCCCGAUGGGGACGCGGGCGAACCGACGGUCGGCGCGGGCGUGGUGCUGGUGAGCGGAGCGAAAGCGAAGGGCGACCUGGACUACGAGUGCGUGAAGGACAUUACCGACGCGUGGAAGCUCUACGGGCUGAACGAGGUAAAACACACGGAAUCGAUGGUGGACGGUGGUGGUGGGCCGGUGGCGGGCGCCGUCAGUGCAGCGAUCAUCACCACUGCCACCGCUUGCACCACCACCACCACCAGCAUCACCACCUCCACCACGACCGCCACCACCACCAUUGGCCAGCAGGGCGCCGCCGAGCACGUGCGGCUCGAGUACGAUCGGUUGGACUUUUUCCGCACGACCACGCGGCACCCGUCGGCCGACUACAAAACGAUCGUCCCGAUCCGGCUGUCCGGCGACGGUACGGGCGUCCCGUGCCCGGCCCCCCAAUCCUCGGACGACUACGAAAUCAUCGGCGAACCGUCCCCGCCGCCGCCGCCGCUCCCACCGCUGGUAGCGGCGUCCGGCUACAGUGUCACGCUGCGCAGCCGCAGCCAGGAGGACGGCGGUGGCGGCGGUGCGUUCGACUAUUCAGUAUUCAGCGGCGGCGAGCAGGACGAGCAGCAUCCGCCCUCGCCCCAGCACCCACUGCCCCACCAGCACCAUCUCCACCAUCAUCAUCUACCGCAGCAGCAGCAGCAGCAGCAGCAGCAGCAGCCGCCGCCGCGCAACAACAUAACGGCCACGAUCAACUAUGCGACGAUCAGCAAACCGAAGCGGGUUUAACGGCGAGACCAACGGCUGUUUGUUUAGCCACAGUUUACGGUUCCAAUCAGUUUCCUUUUGUUUGGCCGUUUAGUUCAAACGAUAAGGAAACCAACGCCACCGGCUAAUUGUUUUUUUCUUUUUUUUUUUGCUCCUGGUUUCGUUUCGAGAUGGGUUAAAAUUGAUACUGCUUACUUUUUUUGUCUUUGCUAGUAAGCUGGUACGCAAAAUGUGAUAUGUUUGUUUUGUACUUUUUUUAAAAUCUUUUUGGUAUUGCAAACAGACCAAGAAAGGCGGAAAACUCGCACACUGGAACACGCUCCCUCCGGAAUCAUUUUCUAAGAGUGGUAUUUUUUUUUAAAUUUUGUUUCUCAACAUUCCAAUCUCAAAAAAACACGCCAUUCCCCGAAGCUAACGAAAAGGCGCGGUAGAGGAUAGAGAAGUGAGCGCGAGUCUGUUGCUGAACUGAACUGCUUGCCAAUGCUCACACCGGUAGGAAGGAAGGAAGUACAUCUGUCUCUGUGUACUGUGAUUUGCAAAAGGUAUUGUUUUAUGUGGUUUUAGUUGUUUGUUGUUGUUGUUGUGUAAGCAAGCAAGAAAAACGGUGGCCCGCAGCAUUGCGCAGGAUGCAGUUAGUAGGCUCGCGCACAAACUCGAUGCAGCAUAGUGUGUAGGAAUUGUUAGGGACAGCGUUAGAGCGUUAGACCGUAAGCAAGGCAACUGCCGCCAAGUGCCCAUUUUUGGAAACAUCAUCCCAAGUGCCUAGCGAGAAAGUAAUCACUAUAGAGUGUACGCGCGUAUACACAGACCCCGCAUAGAAGAGCACGCACAGCAGAGAAUUAUUAUAGUGUAAGAAACCAGCAGUAUGGUAUUCCGUAAAUAAGCAGCACGUAGCAGUUUACUGCAAGCAAGCAAACGUUGUGCCAUAGAUGUUUUUGGCAGCCCAUUUUUUUAAACCUUUAUUACCUAUACCCUUGAUAAUAAGCGCCAUUACGCGGUACUGACAACGAAACUGACCACGAAAUAAAAAAGGAACGCGACAGCGACAAGGAUUUCCAUUUUAAUGUACGAAAGUGAUAA